AUGGAUUUGAAUGAUAGGAUACUUAACGAAGAGCUAGAAGACGCGCAAAUCCAUGCUCUUCCCCUUCAUGCUCUUCAGCAGAGAACCCGAGACCUCGUUAACAAACUGAGGCUACUCAUCAACUCAAAUUCCGACAUAAAUACAGAUGACCUACUUACAGAUGCCAUCAGAAAUUCCACUGCAUAUUCUUUGGACCCUGUUGUAGAGGCUGAUAGCACUGAUGUGCGCACGAAGCUCUAUAGCUAUCCACUUAUUUCAUCCCAGGCACAAGCAAGAGCGUUUUUGGGACAUUUUUUUCAUGCAUAUAUUGGAUUGGUUCACCAGGAGCUUCGUCUCAUCGCGCUCCGUCUCGUCUCAGCAAUUUCACACGAGGGGGAGCUGACCAUCUUUGAGCAAGAGCUCUCUAUUCGGACCGGGGCGCUUCAUGAGACGUUAAGGGAUGCAACGACAGCAUAUUCCAAGAUCCUCCCGUUGGUUUACAGCCCAGCCCUUGCAAAUACCUCUCAUCGAUUUACUGACCCGCUUGUCUUGGAUCCCCAGAUACCGCUAUCAAGCACACAGCUGGGGAGUCAGCAGGACACUGAUUCGAGCGCUCCUCAGCACCACGAUCUCGGAAGUAGUGUUCCUCUUUCACUCAGUGAUUACGCAAUUCCCCUGGCUGCUCUGACACGCGCCCCCGAUCUAUAUGAUGAGUUAGAGCCACGGCUAGGGGCCUUGGAUAGGUCGCGUACCGGUGAAAUCCUUCGGCGUGGAAUGGCUUCUCUAGAGAGGUAUUUGACGACAACGCAUAGCCAAUUCCAUUGCGAUUAUCCAUAUCUUUACACUGCCACAGCACAGCUUCAAACCUCGCUAGUUGCCCUGGGCGAUUCUUACAGUGUCCUUUUGGAUCCUCUACGGGAGGCUACCGAGUUCGUCUCACGCUCAACAAAACUCGUUACAUCAAGUGUUGACAAGUUAAUUCGAUUCUUCGCUGUAGCGCAGCACAAACCAUGCGAUAUCAAUUGUGGGUUGGAAUCGGUGUCCCACUCUGCAGUGAUCAAAGACAUAGGCACUGGAAGCACCUCGCCAAUUGCUAUCAUCGAUAGCCUAGGAUAUGAACGAGUAGCUAAGCGGAAUCCGCGAUAUCACAGUCCUACGAAUAUACAACAAAGCGGAACCAGCAGCAACCUUCGACUACGCUAUAGGAAUACAUAUAUGGUAGCAGGCAAGCUGCUGGAUAAACUAACUGCAGCAGAGCACGAAGUAGCUGACAAUACGUGUGUGAAGCUCACUACAUUUCUUAAUGCGCCUUUCCAUGAUGCAAUGUCAGUCACAGACACAGAAAAACAGAAGCAAAGUCAAUGCAACCGUAUAUCCGCGUCGCCUCUCUUGGUAGUUGAUUAUGUGUACAGAUUCGUUGCUGGUUUAGCCAAUUCCUCUGUUAAACCAGCGAAUUGCACUAGUGCUACGGGUACAUCAGAUGAUAUCUUCCGUAUUCUUACAACAGGCACGGGGCAUAAUGAAAACACUGGUGAGAAUGCUAAUAGCUCUUCCAUGGCCCCUCCUACUGCCAGAACAAAACUUUCUUCUUGCCUUCCUGGACAUGGUAUGCCCAUAUUCACUCACUCAUUGGACAUUGAUGCUGCGGAUGCUCGGGUGAAAGCAGGUCCUGCAGCCCUGCCCGUAAAUGCGCAUCUCUUCGAUUCUAAGUCCCUGGUUAUUGAUGAGGCACUGGUUCAUGACCUUAAUCUGGCCAAAACAGCAUUUAACGAUGUUGAAGACUACUAUAAAAUGAAGCUUGACAACUUUGACUCGUUAACCGGAGAUGUGAUUGCUACUGUGAAUCGGUACAUAAGCGCACGGGUCAAGGCACAUAUAUCUUAUGCGAAUACGGGGCUUCCGACCAAUCUGCUCCACUUACAUUACUAUAUGAUUUAUGGGAAGAUUGUGCACCUUCGUGCACGCCUAUUGUAUCAUUACAAUCAUUUAGAAUAUGUACGGUGCAAGAUGGACAGCGACCUGCAUCUGCACACACUCAACUUCCCCUUUGAGCAAUCCAAUAAGCCAUUCUGUUUGCAGGACGUUGGCGACGCUCUCCGAGAAAUUAUGUCGAAGGAAGUACCUGCGGGCUCUGGAACGGGAAUGUACGGUGUGCUUGGCUUUAAGCGCGACGAGUCUCUUAGCGAGCGCUCCUCCCUCAAGGCAAAUGAUAUUAUAGCACCAGACAAGUCUAGGAUCAUCUUUACAGAGGCUAUACGGCAACUCUCGCACGUCGUUGAGCGAGAUAUUCUCUACGCGGGCAGUACGCUUGUUGAGUACCUGUCCUCUGACGCAGCAGAGAACAAGACUGAUUUAUCAGAGCUAGGCAACGGGCCUCUUCGCGUUGACCGCAUGGUUAUCUUGCUCUUUCUUUAUGAGCAGGAGCUCAACCUUGUUGAGCGUAAGAGGCAGGUCGUCGAUCAGGCGCUGAAGUGCUACUUUCAUUCUGUCAGCUAUGUGGACUGUAUCAAGUGGCUCCAGUAUGUCUCGGGCAUAAUUGACAUGAGGCCGUCGUAUGAUGCAGACUUACUAGUUGCAACGAAUGAUAUCAACAGCUUCACGGGAUGCCAGGCGCUAGUUCUACGCCUUCAGCAGGUCUCUCGAUUCAUUGAAGAGUACAUUACCGCUGUAUUAGAAGAUGAUUGUCGAGAGGCAGCUGUAACGAGAGUUCAUACACACAUAGAAAGAAAGUUGGUUAGUGCGUCUUUACCCCCAGCACAGCAAAAACUGGGGCCUGACACGGCUCCGUGGAAAGGAUCAGCAUCCCAGAGAAAUAAUUCUGCCGGAAGUAGACGUAGCUCUUCGGCGUUCCAGCAUGUUAGCUCUAAACUUGGGAUCAGCCAAUCUGGAUACCGACCAACAUCAGCUUUAGCGUCGCAAACUAGCAAGUACCUGGGAGGCGACCAUAAAGAUGCCAGCAGUAUUUCUGAGCGAUCCUCCAUCGAUGGCUUGUCGCGUAAGGAAGGACCAAAGAGAGCACUGCUUCUAUCUGGACAUGCGGAGGCAUCUGACGAUCAUCUUCAUAAGAGAGUGGAGUCGGGUGGAACCGCUUUUACAGUCACAAAAGAUAGCUAUGUGGUGACGUUCCCAAGGUACGCUGGCUUCGGGUCCCCUGUUCACCCCGCCUUCGCACAGACAACUAUCUGCGAUAUCCAUUAUUCUAUUGGGAAACUAGUCAAUCUGCUUUCUGAUUUGGACAAGUAUGCAUACGUUUUUACUUCCAAGUAUCUUCUCGCGCCACGACUGCCGGCCUAUGCGAAUGACUUAUGCCACUGUGCAGUCUAUGAAGCUGCACGCGAAGAGCUCUUCUUUGUGUCGCAAUCUCGUCGCACCCGUGGGGCUCUUGGAACUCUUCCUCAGUAUCUUCAUAAGCAGUGUCGAUAUGGGCUUUAUGGGCUUCCAUACGAGCUUGUUCAGAGUGUGAAGACAAUAUCUCAGGCAAACGAAUGCUUAAAUAUUCUAGCAAGCAAGCGAAACUUGGCGCUUUUAACUAUUCAGACUACUAUCGCAGUUCAAUGCCUUGGUUCAUGUUACAAUGAAUUGGGUCGACGACUAUCAAAGCUCAGUAUGGGCCGUGGUCCGUGGACAAACUCGUGUCUGGAAGAUAUGUUGCCUAACUUUAUUAAUUUCGAAGAAUUUCUGACUGGUUAUACACAUGAGCUGCCUCGAGCUAGGGCAAGUAGUGCACUGCAUGUCCCAGACGUGUGCAAAGAAACAGAGACAGAGUAUGAUUAUUCUAUAUGCCUACUUGACUUUAGCAAUCGUGACUUCACGUCAACCUUUGAUAGCUUCCAGCUACCGAGCGACUUUGAUUUUGAGCUGUGCCUUCUGGACCCUCUUGCUGGAGCUGCUGUCCGUCUACUACGAGACAUGACCCCUACUGUUUUCAAAUUAGAUCCAUUGUUUCUUGACGGGAAUACGAGUGAGCUUCUUGAAGCAGCUCUGCCAGAUGUGAUCAUUUCAGAUGACUCCUCGGACGAGGAAUUUAUCUUGACGGCCGACUCCAAGGCCACAUUGAAGGCUACUUCUAACUCGGCUGGAAAGCAUUUAUUUCCAACGUCAGCGCACACCCUCUGUGGCCCAGGUUCCGCUAUUGAUCUUUCUUAUAAAUCGUAUCACCCAUAUGCACACAUUCCCAACUUUCUUUCUCCGUCCACCGUUUCAGAUGUCGCAGGAACCCUCAGUGGAUUCUCCUAUUGCAGCACUCUCUUUUCUAUAACAACGGAGCAUCGGAAAGAUGCAUUUGUAGAAGCAUCGCACAGUCAACUAGCGCAGAUCUCUAGGAAGUACCAGCACGAGCUGUCAUCCAUAGUUGACAUGUUAAUUGCUAGAGGCCCCGAGAAGAUGGGCCCAAAAACUAUCUCAGUACAGGAUAGCUUCGAGACAAAUCCGUACAUCUAUCUAGAUAACGUCGUGGGUUUCCUGCAGCGGCUUGUCUUCGUCCAGGCCUGUGGUCUAGAGUUCUAUCGUACCGUCUUGAAUGAGCUUGUCGAAACAGUAAUGGUUCCUCUGCGAAAUCUCAACACUGCAUGCGAGCUGAAGGCAAGGCACACUCUCAUGGCGCAACAGGUGGAUAUAUCUGCCGUAUCUGCAGUUGUUCUAUUAGACAACGUACCUGAAUCAACGUCUUUCUUCAUUACACAGCAGUAUGCCGAUUUGCAAAGCAAUAAUGUUGUCUCCAAGGGAGCCAUACCUCUAGGGCAAGAGCCCCAGAUGUCUGCUCUUAACAAGUACACGGCAAAUGACUGCUUUCUUUCUUUCCUGAUCUUGGCAGCAGAAUAUAAGUAUAUUUGGAGCAACACAGUGUAUCUAAAAGCUCGAUCGUCCUAUGCAGAGCUACAGGAUAAGCUUGCGUCUGGUGUCGUGGGUAGCUUGCUUAUGUUUGAACGCGCUCGAUGCAUUGAAUCCGUUCUGCUCACCCACAAAGACCGUCUUAUGGUCCUUAAAAGAGCACAUGUCCAGACAGAUUACGAUCGAGACUCCCUCACCACCAGCGACACCACACGGUCUGCCCGCAGCUCGUCGCAUGUCUCCACAGGAGCAUUGGAAGAUGCCUCUGAUCUGCCAUUCCAUUUGCGACUUAAUCUUCGCAAUAUGGAACUGGUUACAAUAGUGCUUAUGUUAUGCGACUAUUCGCGUGCACAUUCGUUACGGAGUCAGCUUGCUGAUAUUUUGAACAGGCUCCGUGAAAAACACAAAGAGAUGCACCUCUGUGAAGUUAAGAAUAUUCUUACUCGCCAGCAAUCUGCUGAUCAGUCAGAUUGGAAUGCAUAUAUUGAUGGAGUCGCCGACUAUUCUUUUGCCUCGACGGAACAGCAGGCCCUAGAGUUUCUUUCUGAGUUUAAAAUAAUAGACAAUCUGCACAAUUGGAAAGUUAACAUAGCACAGUCACUGGGAAGAUAUCUCCCCGGUACCACGACUGAAAUAAAAAAAGGUGGAAAGGCAAGAACAAAAGGGAGAGCACCUAAGAGAGUAGCGUGUCGUCGAAAGAAUGAUCUAACAGAUAUAUAUGACAUUCUUUGCAUUUCACCAUAUCUGCUGGAUCCUCUUGUGCAUGAAAAUAUAUCUUCUUUGUUAUUUGGUCACACACCAGACGCACUCACUAGAGCUCCUGUCUCACAAAACGUUCUUCCCAACUUGACGAUAGUCCCUCCAGCAUCGUCAGUUCGCUUUGUUAUGGCAAGCAAGACAACGAACCUCUUCCAAGCCGUUCCACUCUUGGCUGGCUUAAUACAUCUCUACGCGUCUUAUCUGCACUACUGUGACUUCUCUCUUGUUCUUCAAAGGCUUUCUUGCAGACUUGCAAUGAGUGGACACAAGCACCACGACGAACAGAACUUCGACGCACAAGUGCAUGACCUGCUACUUAAUGACAGUAGCUCCGGUUUUCUUAGGCGUGCAAAUGGAUAUAGCGACUUCAUUCUGAAGAUGGCCCUAAGUAGCCAAAUGGACGAGGAGUCACAAACCAGCAGCACUCAUAUGCAUGGAUGCAUUACUCGCGUCCAGAAAGAUGAGGGCGAUUCAACUGAUACAACCUCUGAUACCAGCGGGUCAGACAUGCCACCUAGCAGCAAAGAGCCAGAUCAUCCUGUCCCGAUUGACCAGAGUGCAACAGGGAAAACUGCCGAGCUAGAAGAGAUCUUGCCACCGGGUGAAUUUGAGCUUGUCGGCUAUGGAGAACAUAUUGAUAACUCGUCGGUUCAACAGGAAACGAAGAACUUAAUCGGACAGCUACGUCUUGUUUCUAACUCGAAGGCUCUUGACUUCAAAAUACGGGGGCAUCGGUGUAAGAAUAACAUGCUGGUGUUUUUCGCACGACUGAUGUCACUAGUGAUGAUGAGCAUUUGGAGACAGUGCAAGCAGCACCAGCAAACAAAGUAUGUGUCGCAGAACAAUGUUAAUAUGCCAAUUAAGAAGGUCCAUAAAACCGUGGAUGUCGUGGAUUUCAAUAAGUAUGCAUCAUCGUUAGGACUCCUUGAUGGUAUUACAGAGAGGCUCACCAAGCAUCAGACCAAGCCGGAGGAUGAAUAUGUGGGCUCAGAUCCCAAAAUGCUCGAGUUUAUGUCCUCACAGAAGGCGUUAGAGCUCCAAGCAAUGCCUAUUACACCGCUAGAAACAAGUACUGGGGAUCCAGACACCGAAGCUUCAUCAGUCGUCUCAGACAACAGCGAGGAUCAAGACCUGUUUCUUCCUGAGGUAGGUGAGGCUCUACUCUUGACUUCCUACACCCUUGUGGAGGUGCUUAAGGUUGUGUAUGUCAUGCGGGACUUUGCGUUUGAACGGAUAAUGGGGUAUGCACUAAUAUGCUUAAAAAGUGCGUACUCCCAUGGUGACCUUAUCUCUACCGACAGCUUGCUUGAAACGUUUGAAAACGUGAAGCGUGUAACGGGCUUUGAUUUGGUUGUCGGCAAUCCGACGAAUAAGAUUAUCGACAUCAUACUUGGAAGGCUAAGGCCCAGUGGUAAGGCCGACGGUUUGCCAGGAGUGCUUGACGACAAUGUUAUCAAUGAGCGAACCAUGGCGUUAUUGGCCCAUAGAGGAAACGAGUACAGUGCCAGUGGCAUAGAGGUAACAGAGGAGAGCAGGCAAGUGAAGCAGAGAGAGUAUUCGGACAGCCUCUUGAAGAACGGGCAGCCCAGUGAUGUGUGUGGGGGCGAAGAUGAUACACUUCGUGCCACAAAACGGGUAUCGCUCGACCUUCUAGAGCAGUCUCUUCCGGAGCCUUAUUCAGAGUAUCUCCAACACGACAACCAGUCAGACCUGUUACAAAGCGUAGCAGGCGCAGGCCUCAAAUUGAAUCUCAAGACCUUGAAGACAUGCGGUGAGCAUACAGAUCUAUUUAGACCAAGAAUACUCAACACUAAAAGCUCUUUCUCAUCAAGAUUGGUGCUCAAUCGAUUUGCUGAGAUCACACAUCUCAGCAUAAUGUCGCCUCCAUUCCUUGACGGACUAUUUAACGGAUUGUGCAGUGGACAUAAGUUUGGCUCGUCACUGUCCUGCUUCGCUGGAUAUGCCCCCAUCACAAUAAGCCUAGAUCAAGCUGAGCAAUCGGCACAUUCACCGAUAAACCUUAACUGCGGAAUAACCAAUCUAGGGCAUCAUCUUGUGCACGCAGGCCUCAGCUCCUUUGCACCCAACCAGCCCCUGCUCAAGGAUACCGUCAGUCAUAGAGCGAGUCUGUCAGCCCGAAGCGCAUCUGGUAGGUCAUCCACUACCCUAAAUGAAGUCAGCUUUGCCGAAAUCUUCGGUGCAGUUGGCCAUCAAUCAAUCCUCUUGGACCAGUGCACCCUCGACGAUGGUGACAAUCGCAUAGAUGCCUCAGCUCUGCAUGUGCAUAUCUUUCUCCAGCAGCUCAGAGAAAGAACCUACGUGCACACCUACGGCAAGCGGGAGCUACAAUCACAAACUAGACAUAUUGCAUAUAGCUUCUCCGACUUUUUCCUGCUAUCUGAGCGAAUAUCUCCGAUAGUGCUGUACUCGGGAGAGAAAGUGUUAGGCAUAGAUACCGUCGAUGAAUAUUCGGAGUUCUGCGCUCUUUCUGAGUGCGGAAGAUCUGUUGUGGCAAAGCCUUACAUGGACAUCUUUGAUCCCGUGUCUCGCUCAUUAACCAAUGAGAAAGCUGGCUUGACAGAGCCCCCUAAGACACGGUGUGUAGUUGUCGGCAAACUGAGGCUAUUUCAAUUAUACAAUAUGUUAAACUGUUCGGCCAUACCAUCCCACUUCACAGCAAGACAUAAUAUUCUAGAAAACAACUAUGCCAACAGCUCUUCUCAGCGUUCUAAUCCACUUGACCUUUCAAAAAGACAUAUAGACGAGCGUGAAUGGCUAGCCUAUUUACCAGGGUACAUGGAUACAGUUCUAUCCUAUCACACCAAUCCUACUGUGGAACCGUGGCUAAAUUCUGCCAGACUAUCCAUGAACGUCUUCCUACUGAGUGGAUAUGUUUAUAAUCAGCUUUCAGAAUCCCUCGUUAGCAAUCUGGAAGCUCUAAUUGAGAAAAUAAAAUCAUAUGUUCCCACCAAUCCCAGUGACAACUUCAUCACGGCAAACAGAUUCUUCAAGAAUGCCGCUCCAAUAUAUCCCCUGGUACCCGGAACUUAUGGGCUAAGCCCAGCAGAUGUUACCCUCCCUUAUCUCCCUGGAGACUCCAUGCAGUCCACCAGGUUCCUUCAUCGAUACUUCGGAAGAAACUUCAUGACAAUAGAAGCCCUCAGCAAUGGAGUUGCAAGCUCUGGAGAGAAUCAGAAUCUUGUUGUUUUAACAAACUAUGCUCUGGCGCAGAUGCUUGACAAAUUCAAAUCCAUUCUGUUCAGCGAAAUGACUCAGCGUGUAAGGCUGAAGUUGCAAGGAUCUUUGCUCUCUUCUUUGGGAAUGAGAGCGGCUCUCUUUAGCAUGACAGUCAACAACACCGAGGCGUCCCAGGCUCUUGUUAAAAUACUCACCUCUAUGCCCGCGGCUGUGUCGUCCUAUUCAGCAGCCCGCCUCCACAGCCUGCAGAGCAAGCUGUCUUCCCUUCACAUGCUCAACACAAGCAUUGUCAGAGAGGCCUCUCUCCUGCCCACCACAAUUCGCAACAUCAUUACCCAUAUUUAUUCCGACGCACUAAACAUGCUAUUUUUCCGCAUUACGGCUGAAAAGGAGAUAGCUGCUGAUAUUAAUGAUGACGCUUGCUCGAUAGCUCGCAAAACCGUGGCCAGUGAGCGUAUCAAGGCACUUGUGAGGUUGAGUCAGUGUGUCUCAUCGCAAUCUAAGUUCUUCCUGGAGUGCGCUGAAAAGGAAAAAGAGAUUGCUUUCUAUGAAGAAGCCCUCGCUCUUGAGGCCCGCUUCAUGCGCAAGUCCGCCGCAUUCAAUAAUAUAAGGCGAGGUUACCUUGAGAGGAAAAUCAGCAGCUACAGCACCAUGUUUGAGCAGGAAUAUAUAAGACUUGUGGGCCUCAACAACAUGUUGGUCGAUGCAAGCAAAGAGUCGGAAGCAAACCUACGUCUCGAGCUAGCCCAGUUGUCACAGCAACUUAGCAGACUGAAUGAGGAUAACGAGUGUCUGCGGAUAGAGCUCCAGGAUCGCAUGUCAAUUGUGUCCAAGACCAAGAUGAAAAAGGAUGCUGAUAAUAUCUUUGCCGGCAUUAACACACUGACACCGAUAGCUACGAUAGCAAAGGCGAUGGCCCUUCCGGAUAACAUAAAAGUGGAUGUGGAGCGCCUGCAGAUCAACACUCAGAAAGUGAGGCAAGAAGUUGAGAUAUUGAAGGCAGAGGUGCACAACUUAAAGAAGCAAUACACUUUAGAUGUGGCCCUCUCAGAAGAACGCGCAAAGCAGUUACGAAAUAACCAGCAACUCCUGCAGGUACGGCGGCGAAAGCUUAUUGACACUGCAAACACACUGCUCCGUGAUAGUGAGCAGACCAUAAUAGAUGCAGACACCGUGUGGGCAGAAGCAAGAGAAGCACAGAAGGCUGAGCGUUGGCACCUGGUAGACCGCUUACGCGGGCUACAUAUAGAAGCCCGUACCCUAGAACAAACAUACAAUAAAAUGCAGCAAGAGAUCCAAAGGGUCCGGCGAGAAGGUGAGAAGUUGAUACUCGGAGGCUUAACUCCCCUUACAUUUAAGUCUAACUGA
This is a messenger RNA of Giardia duodenalis, 10134 nucleotides long. RefSeq lists its product as uncharacterized. NCBI's taxonomy places the organism in Eukaryota, Fornicata, Diplomonadida, Hexamitidae. The coding region runs from base 1 to 10134 and encodes 3377 amino acids. The record is from RefSeq and is a predicted model, not a curated record. The transcript has a single exon.